AUGGCUGAUGAGGAUCAAGCGGACCUCGAUCGAAUCUUUAAGCGAUUUGAUGCCAAUGGAGAUGGCAAGAUCUCGUCAUCGGAGCUUGGAGAAGCUUUGAAAGCACUUGGCUCUGUGUCACCUGAAGAAGUGCAACGUAUGAUGGCUGAAAUCGAUACAGAUGGAGAUGAGUUUAUUUCGUAUCAAGAGUACAUGGAUUUUUGUAAUGCCAACAGGGGAUUAAUGAGAGAUGUUGCUAAGAUCUUCUAA
Messenger RNA from Cynara cardunculus var. scolymus (artichoke), 249 nucleotides. Its product is annotated as polcalcin Syr v 3-like. Gene Ontology annotation, molecular function: calcium ion binding. Bases 1 to 249 code for a protein of 82 amino acids. NCBI's taxonomy places the organism in Eukaryota, Viridiplantae, Streptophyta, Magnoliopsida, Asterales, Asteraceae. The record is from RefSeq and is a predicted model, not a curated record. The transcript has a single exon.